CGUCCAUCGAAGAAAACGACAACGACAACGACAAGGACAACGGCAGUGACGAGCGCUGGCCGUUAUUUAUCCUUGAUUUGAACGACCGCUUAUUGACGACUAUUUAAUCCCCUGGUCUUAUCAGCUGCGACCGCAUCACUGCUCUCCGCAGUCGAAGCAUAUACCUCCUGAAUCACCAACUUUUGCGCUGUGCGCUUUUCGUUCCUUCCCGCAGGGUCAUUUAAAGCUGAAGAGCGACGAGCUUUGCUGUUAUAAAUAGCUUGGCGAUACGAGAGCAUUCACCCCUGAGUAUCCGAGCCUGACAGCAACAUGCCCCGCCAAGCACCGCUCCCGCCUCAAAGUAGGCGUAUGCCUUCGAGCCUUCAGAACUCUCAGGCGUCGACACCGUCGACAUCAGGUUCAUUCUCGAACGGCAACGGUUCGCGAAGCCUGCUGUCACCACCCGGUCAUUCGACGAACGCCCGCGCAUAUACCACCGCCGAGUCCGCUUCGCAUCUACCGACCGAGAACCCGUUCAUGUCCCACAGUGAGCUCCGGGUACCAGGUGCUUCCAACAGCCGACACAUUCCGCAAAUUCCGCCGCCGCCGAGUUACCCAUCACCGCGCAAUCAAGACCCAGAUCUCCUGAGUCCAUUCAGGUCGCCGUCAAUCGGCUCACGAAGAAGCAGUAUUACCGACUCCAGACGAACCAGUGUGGCUUGGGAUAAUAACGACCGCGAUUACGACGACGCUUCCCGCAUCCAGACGGGUGAGGUGGGGAAUGCGUUCGGUCCGUAUGCGUAUGAACACGACAUGACCUCGAGAAGGUCCAGCUACAGCGUCGCUCCACCAGACUCAUACCCGUCGACACAGAGCAUUUCGGAGAAAUAUGCCAUCACACCAUCGACGAACUUGUUGUGGAGCACGAAGGACGUGGAACCCGAUGAUUAUAUGCACAACCCUGACCCGGUCAAGGACAAGAAGGAGGAGAGAGCUUGGUGUGCAGGGCCGUUGUCGAAGCGUGGUGCUGCGAACGUAGGUGGAUUGAUUUUGAUUACUCUGGGACUGUUGAUGUGUUUUAUCGGAUACCCGAUUAUCACGGAGUUAAAGAGGGUUGUGGAGGGAACCACCACGGUCUGUGACGAAUCUCAGGGCUGCGUCAUCGGAGCUUCCGAGGACCAGCCAGUCCUUUCAAAUGCGAUCCGGACAGAUCUCAUUGACCCAGAUACUCCAUCAAAAUUCUACACUAAAAAGGGGAAGAAGGGCAACACGCUGAACUUGGUCUUCUCAGACGAGUUCAACCAGGAUGGUAGAACUUUCUACCCUGGUGACGACCAAUUCUUCCAGGCAAAUGAUCUUCACUACUGGGCUACGCAGGAUUUGGAGUGGUAUGACCCGGAUCAGGUCACCACAAAAGAUGGUACUCUCCAGCUGAAGAUGUCUGCAUACCGUAACCACAACCUCAACUACCGCUCUGGUAUGAUUACCAGCUGGAACAAACUCUGUGUCAAGGGUGGUUUGAUCGAGGCUUCUAUAUCGCUACCUGGAUCUGGUGACAAGCAGGGUCUUUGGCCUGCAUUCUGGACGAUGGGCAACUUGGGUCGCCCUGGCUACGGUGCUACUACCGAUGGAAUGUGGCCUUACUCUUACAACAGCUGCGACGUCGGUAUUACUCCUAACCAGUCGUCGCCUGAUGGUAUCAGCGGUCUUCCGGGUAUGAGAUUGCCUUCUUGCACUUGUAGCGGUGAGGAUCACCCUAACCAGGGUAUCGGUCGUUCUGCCCCUGAGAUUGACGCCAUUGAAGCCGCUGUUGAUGGUGAUCACUUGCUCGGUCACGCCUCUCAAUCCCUCCAGGUCGCACCCUUCGAUAUCUUCUACACGCCCAACUUUGACUACAUGGAAAUCUACAACACAAGCAUCUCGCAGAUCAACACUUACCGUGGAGGUUCCUUUCAGCAAUCUGUUUCUGGCCUUACCAACCUAAACAACAAAUGGUACGAACACGGCGAGCAGGAAUUCCAAUCCUAUGGCUUCGAAUACGUCCCAGGCGCAGAGGGCUGGGUCCAAUUCCGCGUCGGCGACGAACCAACCUGGGCCGUCGAGGCUCCAGCCAUCGGACCCAACGGCAACAUCGGCCAACGCAUCAUUCCCGAAGAACCCAUGCAACUCAUCGCAAACUUGGGUCUCUCAAACUCCUUCACCUACAUCGACUGGCUCGCGCUCGACGAGUUAGGAUUCCCGUUCGUGAUGAAGAUUGAUUAUAUCCGUGUUUACCAGGAUGAGGAGAGUGUUACGUGUGAUCCGCCUGGGUAUGAGACUACGCAGUAUAUCUCGGAUCAUGAGGUUGCGUAUACGAAUUAUAAUUAUACGAAUUGGGAGGCUGCUGGGUAUGACUGGCCGCAGAAUACGUUGAUGAAUGGAUGCAGUAUGUAAGGCAUGGCUAUGACUGAUCUGCCCUGAUUUCUUUAUAUUUCUCAUGAGUUUGGUGUGGUUUAGCUAGCUAGACGGACAUUUUGCGUUAUGUCGCGAGUUAUUUGCGUUUUUGUUACAAGAAGGGAAGGACGGUGUCUGCACAAGUGUAUUUGGUUGCGCAUUUUCAAUUCAUGCAUACUACCGAGUCUGUCCUAAAAGUCGUUGUUCUUGUUGCGUUUCGUUCAUAUGUCUUGUGUCUUAAGCUUCUCAGAUCUUUGUCGGAACCUGUCCCUGGUCAUUGGUUUCGCUUCUCAUACUCGUCGUUGUGGCAUGUUGUCUCCUCUUGUCAUUUCAGGUCCA
Messenger RNA from Saitoella complicata NRRL Y-17804, 2751 nucleotides. RefSeq names its product beta-glucan synthesis-associated. Gene Ontology annotation, molecular function: glucosidase activity. NCBI's taxonomy places the organism in Eukaryota, Fungi, Ascomycota, Saitoellomycetes, Saitoellales, Saitoellaceae. The record is from RefSeq and is a predicted model, not a curated record. The transcript has 3 exons. Gene Ontology annotation, biological process: (1->6)-beta-D-glucan biosynthetic process; fungal-type cell wall organization. The coding region runs from base 310 to 2412 and encodes 700 amino acids. Gene Ontology annotation, cellular component: endoplasmic reticulum membrane; plasma membrane.